GUGGGAGUCGGUAUGCCGCAAACUGUUUUUUUACGACACCCAGAGGCUUUUUGCGACAGAACUGAUCGGUGAACCGUAAAUGUAAACAAACGCGUCGCAUCGAUGGAGAAGAAGCUAGCAGAGUUCAGAGCCAGACGGCGAGCAGAGAAGAGUAAAAUGAGCGAAGCUGAUCUUCAGAGCAGACAGCAGUCUGCUGACGUUCACGACGAACAACCACAGAAAACAGACGACACCAGCGCAUAUCACAGCCAAGAAGACGUCACGGGAGUUGAGCGCCGCAGAGACUGGCUGCUUGAAAGCCGUCUGGGAAGAUGGUUGGCCUCCAGACAACUUGUGCUCUCAAACGUCACGUUGCUCAAAGUGCUGCUGUGGCUGGUUCUGUUGGGUCUUUUUGCUGAACUGGAGUUCGGCUUGCCCUUCUUUGUCAUCUCCCUUUUCUACUGGAUCUAUGAAGGACUUCGCAGCCCAGAUCAGCGAAAGCCUGGAGAACUUAGUGCUUAUUCUGUGUUUAACCCAGACUGUCAGCCUCUCCUGGGCUCCCUCACUGCAGAACAGUUGGAAGGAGAAAUGGGUUACAGACCUCUGGCAAAUAGAUAGUAUCUAUCAACUUGAUGUCUAAAGCAGAAAAAAAACCUUUGUUUGUGUCACAUAUUUCUAAAGGUGGUGGAAAAGGUGUACUUAAUUUAUCUAAUAAAAAAAAUCACAGUCAUUAUUUUUUAUUGAGAAUAAAACAAGAUUCUGAUUUAUUGUUCUAAUUAUUGAAAACAUGUGGAAAAUGAAGGAAGAAAUAACCGUCACUCCUUUGCAUAAGCUGUAAAGUAAAUAUGUUUUGGGGGAUUUGAAGGUGGACAAGAUGUAAUGUUUUGAAGAUAGAAAAAGUGUUUAACAUUUCUGAUCAUCUAAAAGAAAGUCAAUAGAAUCUACAAUGCUAUUUCUCCUGUUUGCUUGUUGUUCAACAAACACUAACUUUUCUUGUUCAUGCUGUAAAUUUGAGUAUCAGUAAUUCAAUUUUUAAAUGAUAUAAUCCUUCUUAUCAUAAAUGAACUGUAUUUAUAAAGCAUUUUACAAUGCCAUCAGGAUACCAAUAUGCGCUAAUAAAAACCUAAUUUAGAUUAAUGCUUUUAUGAUGCCUUGACUCCACAUAGCUACUAAAGACCUAAUGAAGACUGAUAUUAAAAUAGUCUGUACUUUU
This is a messenger RNA of Oryzias latipes (Japanese medaka), 1192 nucleotides long. It is a transcript of the gene saysd1, whose product is annotated as SAYSVFN motif domain containing 1. NCBI's taxonomy places the organism in Eukaryota, Metazoa, Chordata, Actinopteri, Beloniformes, Adrianichthyidae. The record is from RefSeq and is a predicted model, not a curated record.